Molecule: messenger RNA, 1821 nt
Organism: Psylliodes chrysocephalus
Lineage: Eukaryota; Metazoa; Arthropoda; Insecta; Coleoptera; Chrysomelidae
Source: the annotation of a GenBank genome assembly
AUCAGCAUGCGUGUUAGGUUUUUAGAGUUUGAGUAUCGCCGGUUAAAAUGAACCGUAAUUUUUAUAAAAAUACCAACUUUAUUAACAUAUUCUUACUGAUAUUUGUAUUUUUUUGUGAAAUAUUAUCAUCAGAAGUUCCUAGGCCUAGAGGUGUAUCACUUUCGAGAGCUGCUUUGUACCCACCUGACAAAGACUUUACAUGUUUCGAUGGAAGCAAAACUAUACCAUUCAACAGGGUGAAUGAUGAUUAUUGCGAUUGUUUAGAUGCUAGUGAUGAGCCAGGAACGGCUGCUUGUCCCCAUGGAAUUUUUCAUUGCACAAAUGCUGGACAUAAGCCAUUAAACCUACCUGCGAAUAGGGUAAAUGAUGGUAUAUGUGAUUGCUGUGAUGGUACUGAUGAGUACGCUUCCGAAACGUCAUGUCGCAACAAUUGUAUUGAAUUGGGGCGAAGUGCUAGAGAAGCUGCACAACGCAGGGCAGAGCUUAUAAAGGCUGGCAAACAAUUGAGGGCAGAAAUGAGUCAAAAAGGUAUUUUAUUAAAACAAGAAAAACAAGUUAAACUAACUGAACUGCAGAAAAACAAGGAUGAAGCGGAAAAAUUAAAAGUAGAAAAGGAAGCAUUGAAAAAGGAAAUAGAAGAAUUAGAGGGAACUGCACUGGAAUAUUAUAAAAAAUUAGAAGAUGAGGCUAAACAGAAAAAAGCUGAGGAAGAAGCCGCUGCUAAUAGGGCCGAAGCGACUGAAGCUUUUAAUCGCUAUGACUCAAAUCAGGAUGGUUGGUUGGACAUUUCUGAGAUGAAAACAAGAACAACUUUUGAUAAAGACAGAAAUGGAGAAGUUUCUGACGAAGAAGCCAAAUUUUUCUUAAAUCUCCAAGAAUCCGUACAAUUGGAUGCAUUUAUCAGUGAUUGUUGGAAAAUCAUCAAACCAUUUGCAAUGAUGGAAGCCACUGGUCAAAGAAUCGUUGAAAAAAAGGCUGAAGAUGAGAAACCUACUGAAGCUGAAGACAUGCAAGGAACUGAAGAUGGUGAAGAACAAAGUCAAGAAGAUGAAGAACAAGAAGAUUAUGAAGAUGAAGAAGAACCCCAUGACCAAGAGCAGACAGAGGAACCGGAACCAACUCAAGAACCCCUAAAAAUUCAAUAUGAUCCUGAAACUCAACAGCUUGUAGAUAGAGCUAACAACGCCCGAGGUGAGUUCCUCGAGGCAGAACGUCACGUUCGUGACAUUGAAACCGAAAUAACCAAUAUCCAAUCAUAUUUGGAAAAAGAUUUUGGUACCGAAGAAGAAUUUGCAGCUCUAGAAGGUCAAUGUUUCAAUUAUGAAGACCACGAGUAUAUCUACAAGUUAUGCCCGUUCGACAGGACCACACAGCAGCCGAAAUCGGGCGCUGCCGAAACCAGAUUGGGAUCGUGGGGCCAAUGGACGGGUCCCGAUGGUAACAGGUACGAACAGAUGACCUACGAUCGAGGUCAAUCUUGCUGGAACGGCCCCACCAGGUCGACCAUAGUCCGAGUUGGAUGCGGUAGCGAUAAUAAAUUGUUAAGUGUGUCGGAGCCUAAUAGGUGCGAAUAUUUCUUUGACUUCGUAACGCCGGCUGCUUGUUACGAAGCCCCCGUUGACGUGCACGAGGACCUGCACGACGAGUUGUGAGGACUUGAACGUUUUGUUGUAUGGUUUACACAAUAUCUCGCUAGGACUGCACAAUCGAUGAUUAGUGCAACGUAUUUUUCUGAAGACACUCACGAUCUUUUUUGGAUUUGCGGUUGGAGAUAUUGGCUCAAUACUAUUAAUUAGUUUCGACCGUUUCUGCCGUUUUUUU